Mytilinidion resinicola is the source of this 2457-nucleotide messenger RNA. RefSeq lists its product as uncharacterized. The record is from RefSeq and is a predicted model, not a curated record. Lineage: Eukaryota; Fungi; Ascomycota; Dothideomycetes; Mytilinidiales; Mytilinidiaceae. The transcript has a single exon. The coding region runs from base 159 to 2117 and encodes 652 amino acids.
CUCUUCCCUCUGCUCGCACGCCGCUCCCAACGCGCCCGUUGCCGGAGCCUCUCCUGAUACGUCACCACGGACGCGCCACACCACCCAGACGUCGUUGCGCCGCCGCACUCACGACUACAGAUGACCGUCGCUCCGUCCAGGCAACCACCCUCGCCACGAUGCAGUCCAUGUUCCGCCUUCCGUGGAGCUCCGACUCUCCCGGCGACAACAUCAUGGAGAAGUCGGCCCUGCACAAGCCGCGCAACAUGCCCGUCGUCGAUAUCCCGCUGUUGAGCACCUUCAAGCGCAAGCGCACCGACAGCCCCGAAAUCUCGACGCCCACGAACGCGCAUCUUAUCAAGAAGCAGAAGUGCGCCGCCGGCGAAGUGAAGCGUGCCGUGUUCACCACUAUUGCUCCGGACCGCGAACCAAUCCUCGACGGCAUCGUCGUGUCGCACGGGAACUACAAGCCUCAGGCCAAGAGCUCAGCCACUGGGAGCGCCAAACCAGUCGAGUUGAAGGCAGGAAGCGCAUCGAAAGCGGAAGGGGUCGCCAAGUCGAAGGUCAACAUCUCGCAGCCUCCUGCUGCUCCGGCACCGUCGAUAGAAUCCACCGAUCAGAACGCUCUGGAUAUGGAAUCGAGCCUCACGCCAACCCAGCAGGCCAUCGAAGCCCAGUUCAACUACGAGAUCCUGCUCAAGCACAACGAAUUGCGCCUCAUCGAGCAGGAGCUCGGGAAAUGCCAGGUCGCGCUGGAGCAGCUACGGCGGUGUCAGCUGGUGCCUUACCCGGGCUCACAAUCGUUGUCUGAAAAUGUCAGCGGUGGCGUGGGCCCAGCACUGCAGCCCCAGCGCGGAUAUACGGAGCCAGUCCAUGCUGCGCCGUGGGGAGUCACCGAUGGACCCUAUUCUCGACACUAUGCCAAGUGGUUGAUUCCAGACCCGAAGUUCGACUCCAUUCCAGAGACAGGCUUGUCGCAAUCACAAGGGUACUUCGGGCUCGGGGAAGGACGUGCGACCCGUGGCAGCUUUGCGGAAAUCCCGACCGCCGGGAAGUCUCGGAAUUCACGGACAUCGACCGGAGCAAUGCGGUUCCAGUCGCUUGGUGAAAAUCCAGCGCCUGUACCGAAAGUAGACCCUCUAUUGCACAAACGGUCGACGGACGGCCAGUGGGUACGGCUAUAUUGCGCCAUUUGCCAGAGCGGCCAGUUUUCCAACACUCAGGGCUUCCUCAACCACUGCCGCAUCAAGCACAACCAAAUCUACAAGAGCCACGAUGCCGCUGCCGUGGCAUGCGGUGUUCCUGUUGAGACCGACGAGCUUGGCUCAAUAAUCCCGCCUUCGGAACCUUCUCAGUCCGUGCCGACCACCCCAGCAGUGGGCUUCGUCGGCUCUGCGAGCAACGGCUUCAUUCACCCAUUAAUUCGGUCAAAUGCGCCAACCACUGCUCGUAAUGUUCUACCCAGACUGGCUCCUUCAGCCUCCGCGCCACCUGUCUCUUCCCCUGCCAUAUCUGGAUCUCAGACCCCCUUCGUCCCCUCACCUCAAACCCCCUGGAUGAACGCCUUGCUAAAAAAACGUGGCUUUCCAGGCGACCUCAACAACCUCGUCGACACCGCCCGCACCCGUAUCGAUGUCUCCAGCUUCGAAGCUUCGGACGACGAGCUAACCACCGAUUCGGCCCUGCAAACUCCAGUUUCGAAGGUUGCACCCACGCCUCAGCUCGCCCGUCUACCUGCCAGCAACAGUCACUCCGCCCUCGCAAACGGCAAAGCUCCUGCUCGUCCUGCCAGCAGUCAGAAGGGACAUGGCCGCGCUGAGCCACCGCGUCUUCCUCGUGUUGGCGUGAGUAGCGCAAGUCAGUCCCGUGACCGUAGCCUCCCAGAAUCCCCUGUGGAAUUGAGUCCCAAUGCAGUCGAGUCUAAUCCUGGCUUAGUCUCCGAUCACGAGGAUGAUGACGAGGAUGAUGACGCGGAUGCGAGAAGUGUCCCUCAACUCGACCGGGAAGGCGACUAUGUGAUGGACGAUGCAGUGGUUGUCGAGUAUGCGAGUGAAGGCGAGGCCGAGAGGCAGACGCGGAAGGGGUUGGGUGGCUAUGAGAACAGCAAGAGUGGUGGGAGUGGAACGAGGAAGAGGUGAUGAAGCCUUCAAGACUCGAGGAGAGGGUUUUCUUUUUCUCCUCUUUUUCUUCAAGAUUGUGUUUUUUUUACCUCUUUAUGAGUAGUAGACUUUAAAUAGUCUCCUAUUCAGUUAUGUUUUCUUUUUCCUCUCACCUUCUCUCGUCUCCCUCUGUCUUGGUCUGUAACGGUCUGGUUCGUUUUGCGCGUAAUAGAAAAACGGGAGGCUUGCGUGUCGCUUCUAGUCUCUGUUUUCUUUGCGUCAUGGUGGGGAAUACACACUCUCGGUACUUCGGGUACUGCGGACGGUGCGUGUGUGCGUGUGUGUUCAGCUGGCUGGAUCGAUUACAGCCGACUAAAGU